Bufo gargarizans (Asiatic toad) is the source of this 714-nucleotide messenger RNA. RefSeq names its product small integral membrane protein 8 (gene SMIM8). The transcript has 3 exons. The record is from RefSeq and is a predicted model, not a curated record. Bases 174 to 473 code for a protein of 99 amino acids. Lineage: Eukaryota; Metazoa; Chordata; Amphibia; Anura; Bufonidae.
GGUGGCUAGUGUAGUCACGUGACAGCGUGAUCUCCCGGGAGCCCCUACACUCUUGCAAUGGUUCGCGUACGGUAAUUGUACUGCCCUGCAGUGUCUUUCAGCUUGUACUUUAUCAGGACUCCAAGUUAAUAUUCCAGAAGUAACCAGUGGCUGCUAACUUUCCAUCCGUGAAGAUGUCUUCAUCACCAUCCUCUGAACCUCCUGGUAUUAAAGGUGACACCCCCAAAGAGAAGGACUUUCGGACACCUGGAUUUAGAGGGGUGAAGACAACCAGCCUGUUCCGAGCUGUGAACCCUGAGUUGUUUAUCAAACCCAACAAACCUGUCAUGGCAUUUGGGCUCUUCUCGAUCACAGUGUGCGUUGCUUAUAUUGCUUAUUUACAUGCAACAGAAGAAAAUAAGAGAGAGGUCUAUGAAGCCGUUGACAGUGAAGGAAACAGAUACACAAGAAGAAAAACAUCAAAGUGGGAUUGAGUUACCGGAACUAAGAUUCCCUUUGACUUCCUUUGGACAAUAUGUGGAGUUUGUCAUCAGUAGCAAAAAUAUUGUUAUAAAACAAGUGAAAUAAUAUUUACAGAGUAAAUUCCAGAUGUCUAAUAAAGAGUGACACCUCAGAUAAAAUAAUGCUCCCACUUCUCCGGAAAGGAACUCCUCCUUUAUUUAUUUUUUAAAUAAAGUUAAAUACAAGACCUAAAAAUCUGGUCAUGUGACUUCA